Messenger RNA from Didymella exigua CBS 183.55, 577 nucleotides. RefSeq lists its product as uncharacterized. Lineage: Eukaryota; Fungi; Ascomycota; Dothideomycetes; Pleosporales; Didymellaceae. The record is from RefSeq and is a predicted model, not a curated record. The transcript has a single exon. The annotation marks the transcript as partial.
ACAGAGGCGCUUCUUGCGUCAAUUAGCUUGUUUGUCUUCACAACAUAUUACCCUAUAGCGCUGUCUACUAGUCUAAUUCAGUUUCUGGCAGUGCUUAGGUAUGAUACAGGCACAGACUGCUUGCAGACAGCAAAGAACUACUCGUAUAUGCUAGCAGGGAUGGUGUACUGCGUGCGGGUAGUUGCAGUUGAGGCGCUGCUCCUAGGCUCACAGCGCAGCGCGCAAACUAAGCUGGACCGCGAUUGCUUUGUAGAGAUGCGGCAGAGGUAUCUAGCAGAUGGCUCGUUCAGCCCGAUGAGCGAGAUGAUCAGCAUGCUCGCGUACGGCAAGCACAUUGGAUUAAACGCCGGCAACUCAGGCAACGCACAGUGGUCUCUGGACAGAAAGACGUUUUAUCUAAACAGUUGUCUAAUUGCUAUCAGCUGUUUCUGCAAGAUAGCGCAAGACUUGCUAGCUAAAGCAGAGCAGAUGCUGCAGGAGCUGUGCUAGAUUAGAAAGGAGGAGGACUAGGUAACUAUUAAUCUUAAGCAGGUAGUUAAUAAUGUUACAUUCACAAAACAACGCACGUCGUUUGUUA